Messenger RNA from Durio zibethinus, 3372 nucleotides. RefSeq names its product cation/calcium exchanger 4-like. Gene Ontology annotation, molecular function: monoatomic cation transmembrane transporter activity. The record is from RefSeq and is a predicted model, not a curated record. NCBI's taxonomy places the organism in Eukaryota, Viridiplantae, Streptophyta, Magnoliopsida, Malvales, Malvaceae. Gene Ontology annotation, biological process: monoatomic cation transport; transmembrane transport. Gene Ontology annotation, cellular component: membrane.
UAUGAAGGGUUUAAUUUAAUUUUUUUCUAAAGAAAAAUUUUGAAUUGAAGUGAAAUAACAACACUUUUGUAAGUGUUUUAUUUUAUUUAUAGAUGGUUUACUUAAUCUAAGCUAAAUAACGAACAAAAACGCACGUGCAUCCAUUUUCGGGCUUAGAUCCGUUUAAAAAAAAAAAAAAAAAGGGAAAAAUCCAAAAUCUUUAGAAAUUGCCAGCCCAUUUCCUUCCUUCUUUUUCGAACUUCUUCGUUCGAAAAAGAAGCCCCAAAAAAGCCAUCAAAUUUCAUCUCUCUUUAAAUCUUCAAACCCUAAUCUUCGUUUUCCCUCGAAAAUCAUUAAUUUUUCUGGUUUGGUCAUCGGUAAGUAUUCAAAUUCCCUAUUCAAUUUCUCGUCUGAAUUCAAGGCUGGGGUUUCCUAGCUCCUUAGCUGAAAACCCUAAGUGUAAUUUCUCUUUCUAGGAAAUCUUUGAAAAGCUUGAUGUUUUAAUUUAGAUAAGGAGAUUAUCAAUGAGGAAUACUUGUCUUUAUAAUUCAAAAAAUCCCAAAUUUCAUGGGAUUUUCAAUGGAUUAUCUGCUUUGAUUCUAUUUUUCUUUUUCUACACCCGGCUAGAUUUCUUAAGAAACCCUCAUAUUGGCCAAUCGUCUCGGCUUAUUAACCAUUAUUCGAAUAAAGGAAGUGAUUAUGCUGGUGGGUUUGAUCAUGUCAGUGCUAUUCGUCGAAAAAUUAGUGAACUUGAUGCUAAUUCAUCAAAUUUAGCUGUUAGGAAUGGUCAACAGAAUGAGUUGAAUGUAAGCUUGAGCAACCCUUCUUUGUGUUCUGGAUUGCUUGAUCAUAAGGGUUUUGCUAAUCAAUGUGAGUUCUUGAAAGCGAAUCCGCAAUGUUCUUCGGAUGGAUUCUUUGAUUACAUUAAGUUUUUCUAUUGUGGUUGUGGAGAAUUUAGGUUCGUGGGCUAUUUGAUGUUGGGCUUUUGGCUUGCUGCUUUGUUUUAUCUAUUGGGUAACACUGCAGCGGAUUACUUUUGCUGUUCAUUGGAGAAGCUUUCUUAUCUGCUUAGGUUGCCUCCAACUGUUGCUGGGGUUGCACUCCUUCCGUUGGGAAAUGGGGCGCCGGAUGUGUUUGCAAGUAUUGCUGCGUUUUUGGGGACGGAUACGGGUGGAGUGGGUCUUAAUAGCGUGUUGGGUGGUGCGGUUUUUGUUUCAUGUGUUGUUGUAGGGACUGUCUCCCUUUGUGUAGCGGAGAAGGGGAUCCAGAUUGAUAAAAGAUGCUUCAUUAGAGAUAUCUGUUUCUUCCUCUUUACACUCAUGUCACUUACAAUGAUAUUGGUAAUUGGUAAGGUGAGUGUUGGGGGUGCCAUUGCAUUUGUCAUGAUAUAUGUGAUUUAUGCAUUUUCUGUGGCUGCAAAUGAGAUUUUGGGGAAACAUGCACGGAGCUUGAAAUUCGAUGUUGUUACACCUUUGCUUCCUGUCCGAGGAAGUCUGUUUUCACAAGGAAGUGAAGAGGACAUUUCUAUAAGUAGUUCUCUUCUUGAUGUGGACACUGAAAAUGAUCCACCCCAGCUCCCUAGUUCCCUGCCACAGUGGAUGUGGGCUUCAAAUGUUGCUAUAUAUUCAAAUCACUUCAUGAAGUUCAGUCCAUUAGAUGAAGAGAGGCCUCCAUGGGGUUGGACCGAAGAGGGCAUGGAAACUAAUGACUCAUCAUUCUCAUGUUCUAAAUUAAUAUCGCUCCUGGAGUUGCCACUGACAGUUCCAAGGCGGCUAACAAUUCCUUUAGUUGAGCAGGAAUCAUGGUCAAAACCAUAUGCUGUAGGUAGUGUUUUAUUGGCUCCUAUUCUAUUGGCAUUUCUGUGGAAUAGCCAAGGUGAUGUGGGCUCCCAGGGCCGUGUGCUUUCAUGGUUUAUUGGUGUUGCAGUUGGUUGCACUCUUGGUAUUCUUGCAUAUAAGCAUACUGAAUCUGAUCAUCCGCCUCGGAAGUUUUUAAUUCCUUGGGUAUUAGGGGGAUUUUUGAUGAGCAUUGUCUGGUUUUAUAUGAUUGCUAAUGAGCUUGUGGCACUGUUGGUAGCAUUUGGUGUGAUUUUUGGAAUUAAUCCAUCCAUUCUUGGAGUAACUAUUCUGGCGUGGGGCAAUUCAAUGGGUGAUUUGGUGUCAAAUGUUGCACUAGCAAUGAAUGGUGGUGACAGUGUGCAGAUUGCCUUGUCUGGCUGCUAUGCGGGUCCCAUGUUCAACACACUUGUUGGCUUGGGUAUCUCAAUGCUGCUCGGAGCUUGGUCAAAGAGUCCUUCCUCAUACUUGGUUCCACAGGAUGGCAGCUUGUUUUAUACCAUGGGGUUUCUCAUGUCAGGACUAGUCUGGGCACUUAUAGUUUUGCCUCGGAAUGACAUGCAGCCUAGCAAGAUAUUAGGAGUGGGUCUUAUAAUGCUCUAUCUAAUAUUUCUUUCUUUCAGGGUGAGCAGUGCCAUGGGACUUCUAUCACUGGGUGGUUUAAGGUGAUUUUUGUUUUGGUUGUAAUUAGACAGACCAGGUAUAGCAACAUGUUACAAAAGAGCGGUCAAGUUAUCAUUUUCCAACAGCCAUUGACUAUCAGGUUUUUAUGGCAGAGAAAGCCAUUGUUGUUUCUCCUUACACAAUGUAAGCUUACAGAUGUAACCUCAACUGACUCCGUUGUGGGCUUCCAGUAUUUGUUGGAAAAAUCUGUCAAACUACUUCAUCUGUAAAUUCUACCGCCAUUGAUAUACUGGGAACAUGUCUCAUACUUUUGUUUAAUCAUUUAGUAUCCCUUAAGCUUUGGACUUGAUUGUCCCUGGGCACCCCCUUAUAUAUAGUGGUUGUUAAUUUUGCAUCAGGUUACAGCCAAGCGUCUACAAAUUUCUCAGCUGCAUAUGACUCGUGCAUCCCUUAUCUGACAGGAACCUGUUCUUACUUAAUCUUUCCAGUAGUAAGAUUUGUUGUGCGGUACCUUGAAAAAGUAGAACCAAAUUUAGUUACAAAGAGAUUAAUGUAAAUCCGACGAGCUACUUUUGUACUUCCAUGCACUCAGGAAGAAUUAAAAUCUGUUGAAGGCCUUCAACCUGCUUCUAGAUACUGCAAAGAGGAAUGGAGUUGUAUUUUCCCUUGGGUCUGCUGCUAUUUUAGUUGCACGUUUCACUUAAAGAUGCCAAGCAGUUUCACUUGCUAUACUUCAUGCAAGUCCGAAUGCCUCCCGUGUAACUGCUUCUUGGAGAAUACUACUUGUCUCAAGUGUUAGAAUUGUGAGGGACAUUCAUGCCCCACUUCCGCUUGCUGCUGUUUUGGGCCAUUCUUCGAUAAAUGUUAGAAGGUAAAUUCUUGGAGUGGUUGUAGAAAAGCCAGUUAUAGCUCUUGUUGUCAAUAAACAUCCGUA